CGCUGCCCAGAGCAGGACAGGGAUUUUUUUUCGUCCUCGUGCUGCGGGGAUACGAGCACGCGCUGGGGUUGUUGUUUUUUUGUUGUUGUUUUGUUGCUGCCGUGCGUGUGCAUGCGUGCGCGUCGGUGUGCAUGCGUGCGUGCCGAAAGCGGGGGAUUUAUAUCUAUUUUUAUACAUAUAUUUAUUAUUUUUUUGUCUAUCGGAGCUGCUGAAACGGGACUCGGAUACGCGACAACAUGGACUGAGUUUGUGCGUGUCGGAUUUGUGCACGCGUGCGGGAUAGGACUGUCUCGCGCGCGUCUCUGUCCCUUUUCCAUGUCUGUGUGUCUGGAUUAAUGACGGUGCCUGUUUUCAUAGUGCUCACGGAACUCUGGAUUAAAAGGACACGUUUUUCCUCUUCUUCUUUUUGAUUAUUUUUUUUCUUCCAAGCUUGUUUUUUUCCCUUUGGUACUUUUAUCUAAGGUAUAAAACCAAGAAUGGGUUCUUUAACUUUAUUCUGGAUUGAAAAAAGACACAGCAUUGCUAAAGAAUGGACCUCGGAGAGUUUUUGGAGUGUGUGUUUUGGCACGAGCUGCUGAGCUAGAUUACCCUUUUGAAGAAGAACUUUAAAGUGCAAGCAGCAUUUAUUUAUUUUUUUUGCUCAAUGGAAAUAAACUUUUUCCUCUUUAAAUAUUAAAAAAAAUAUCAAUUUUUGCAUAGAAUUUUUUUUCUCCAGUCUGAUAAAAUGGCCAGUCCGUCUACAGAGAAGGCUUGUUUUUCGGAUGUGAGAAAGGUGGGUUAUUUAAGGAAACCCAAAAGCAUGCACAAAAGGUUUUUUGUUCUGCGAGCGGCAAGUGAUACCGGGCCCUCCAGGUUGGAGUACUACGAGAAUGAAAAAAAAUUGAGACACAAGUCCGGGGCUCCGAAAAGGUCAAUCCCACUCGAGAGUUGCUUCAAUAUUAACAAAAGGGCGGAUUCCAAAAACAAAUACCUCGUCGCCCUUUACACCAAGGACGAAUAUUUUGCUGUGGCGGCAGACAACGAGCUGGAGCAGGAUGCAUGGUAUCAAGCCCUAGUUGACCUCCACAACCGAGGGAAGGUCCACGAGAGUGCUAAAACCAACGACGCAGGGGAUGAGAAUUACGGCGAGAAUACGCCUGGGCCAGCUUUCAAGGAUGUAUGGCAAGUAAUACUGAAACCAAAGGGACUCGGACAGACCAAAAAUCUGAUAGGAGUUUAUAGACUGUGUCUCACAAACAAGACAUUAGGUUUUGUGAAACUAAAUUCUGACGCUGCGGCAGUCGUUUUGCAGUUGAUGAACAUCCGGAGGUGUGGUCACUCCGAAAACUUCUUUUUCAUCGAGGUCGGGAGGUCUGCGGUGACUGGGCCUGGUGAGUUUUGGAUGCAAGUUGAUGACUCUGUUGUGGCGCAGAAUAUGCAUGAGACGAUCUUGGAGGCAAUGAAAGCCAUGAGCGAAGAGUUUCGGCCCCGUAGCAAAAGCCAGUCAUCGUCCAUAUGCUCCAACCCCAUUUCCGUGCCACUGAGGACGAGGCAUCAUCACAACAAUCCUCCUCCAAGUCAGGUGGGGCUGGGAAGGCGUUGGAGGGCAGAAAGUGUGACUGCGACGUCUCCAGCCGGCCCCGGCAGACAUAGCCAUUCAUUCAGAGUAAGGGCUUCUAGUGACGGAGAAGGAACUAUGUCUCGACCGGCAUCUGUAGACGGGAGCCCCAGUAGUCCAAGAUCUGCUAGGCCACAGUCCCAAAGGCACAGGGGCAGAUCCAGACUGCAUCCACCGCUAAACCAUAGCAGGUCUAUCCCCACACCAUCAUCACGAUGCUCCCCAUCAGCUAUCAGUCCUGUAAGUCUGUCCUCUAGUAGCACUAGUGGACAUGGUUCGACUUCAGAUAGUCUUUUCCCCCGACGCUCCAGUGCCUCGAUAUCAGGUUCGCCCAGUGAUGGAGGCUUCAUCUCCUCUGAUGAAUACGGUUCCAGUCCAUGCGAUUUCCGAAGCUCGUUCCGCAGCGUGACUCCUGACUCACUUGGACAUACCCCUCCUGCCAAGGAGGAGGAAUUGAAUAACUAUAUAUGCAUGACCAGGUCUGGUUCACUAACUAGUACUGGAAGUCAGUCCAGAGGAACGCCGUCUCAUAUGGAUGAGCCAGAUUUGGAAAAGUGUUUCAGGAAAAGAACUCAUUCCUCAGGCACCCUAUCACCUCCAACCUCAAGCCACCAAACAGCACCUUCACAGUCAUCUGCUGCAUCUUUAGAUGAAUACACAGUUAUGACGCCAGCAGAUAAUCGCAGUCGUUCUGCAUCAUCGUCAUCGCCGUUAAUAUAUCAGAACCUGUCCACAAAUUCAUAUCCUGAAGAAUGCUUGGAUAUACCAACAGCAGAAGGAGGUAGCAAGUCUAGUCACAAGGAUGAUGGGUACAUGCCAAUGUCACCAGGUGUAGCUUCUGCAGUGGUAACAGGAAACAGUGGAGACUACAUGCCCAUGAGUCCAAAAAGCAUUUCAGCCCCACAACAGAUUAUCAAUCCACGGCAGCACACACGAGUGGACUCGAGUGGCUACAUGAUGAUGUCACCUAGCGGUAGCUGUUCGCCGGAUCUUUCUGCAAACUAUAGAAAGAUCUGGACCAAUGGCAUGAACCCCACGCUGUCCAUUGAGAGCACAGAAGGAAAAGUGUCCUCAUGUGGAGACUAUAUAAACAUGUCUCCUGCUAGCGGCUCAACCACUGGCACCCCACCAGACUGCUAUUUUAACCCUGUGGACGAGCUGUCCAGGCCAACACAUGCUUACUACUCUCUGCCUCGUUCUUUCAAACAUGCCAACAGGAAGCAGGACCAGAGCCCUCUGCGGAUAUCGCUUGGCAGCGGUCGCUUGGUUUGUGCCGACUCUUCCUCAUCGUCGGCGAGCAGUGACAGUUUGGGUGGUCAGUGUAGUACACAGCAACCUUCCGUGAGGCCCAAAAGGUCAGAGGUCAACUCUAGACUGGUUCGACCGACAAGGCUAUCGUUGGAUGCGAACAGAGCUAGCACUCUUCCACGUAUGCGUGAAAACCCUUUCCCAGGUGAGCCCAAAAGCCCAGGAGAGUAUGUAAACAUUGAGUUUAAUGACAAAGCAUUUUCGGCGAGCUUAGCAUCACUGUUUUCACCCGUGUUUGCUGGUAAUGGAGGUGAAAUACAUUCAGAGCCUCCUCCUUCGGACUACAUGAAUAUGCAGCUAGGGUCACAAAACUUGCUUUCACAGUCUGAAAAGCCGAAGUCCAAUUCCCCUGACUACGCCAUUGUUGGUUCUUCUGAAAACUUGCCCUCUUCGCAUCUCCUGCCAUGCAAAAGUAUCCCUGAACGUGACUACAUGAGUAUGCAACUGGGCUCUUACUCCACAGCCUAUCCUGAUUCCCAAAGUAUUCUUAUAAACACUUUGUUACAGGACCCACUUUGUUCAGAGUCCCACAAUGAUAACAUCUCAACAUUAGGUGCAGCCCCAGAAAGGUCUGUGCUUAUUGGCCCUUUGACAGAUUUCUGUGGUUUCUCUCGAGUAAACCCGACUCCUCCAAGAAACCAGGGUGCCAAAGUGAUCCGGGUUGAUCCUCAAGGAAGGAGACGACACAGCUCAGAAACGUUUGCCUCCACAACAACCAAAGGGACAGUAAGCACAACCACAGGCUUUCAGUCAGAUGUCAAACGCCACAGUUCUGCUUCAUUUGAGAACGUUUGGCUUAAGCCCAUUGAGACUUCCACGCCCUCCGCUCCUCCUGCUGCUGCUGGCACAGCAUCCGCCAUUGACCCUCAGAACCAAAUCGGCCUGAACUACAUCGACUUGGAUCUGGCUCAGAACCGAGAGCCGCACGUCCCGGAUUGGAGCUCGAGCUUCCAGACACGGCAGGUGGAUCACGGGGUUGCAGAGGCAGCGGAGGAACCGAGAGCCUAUGCCAGUAUAACCUUUCAGAAAGCAGAUGACCCCAGAGGAAACCUCACUUACAGAGAAGAAUGAACAGCAGCUACAUCUCACUACCCAUCAGGUCUCACUUUUUCUAUCUCUAAAAAAAACCCAAAACAAAAUACAGCAAUCACUGAUGCUUCAUCAGCCUGACCAGCCAGACCUCAGCUUCUACCCCUCUAGAACCUGGACCUCCCAAUGCACACUUGGAACUUUCCAGAAUGCUGGUCCUCACAAAUCCACAGUUCACAUGAAACCUGGAGUCCUCAGGGUCUCAAGUCACACGAUUAAAUUUCAGAAGGAUUGUACAGAUCAAGGACCAGAUAGUUUUAUUCCUGUUCUACCACAGCAUCUUGUCGAAAAAUAGCGAUUGUAAUUUAUUAAUGAAUUUGUCAUAAUUUGUGUCUGUUUCUAUUAACGGGGACUGUCUGCAAAAAGAGUGUAGCAGCUAUAAACACCUUUUUCCUCUCUUCUAAUCAGCAUCACUCUGAUCAACGUUACAUUUUCACUGGUUUCAUGUUCAUAUCGACGGUACAGUUCUUGAACUGGAGACUCCUUCCCUGGAAACCUUGGACGUCUAGAGACAAAAAGAAAAUCACUGUACCAACGAUGUAAAGUUACACAACUGCACAUUUUCUUUCGUUUGUUUCGUAUUAAUGGAGUCAAACAUCUGGUUCAUCAGAUUUAAGAAUCGAAGAGCACUGUGUUAAGACCUCCUCACCCUGUAGAUCUUCUACAGCACAGUUCAACGCCGAAAUAGUGUUUGGGAUGUGGUACAGACUUCUUUAUUUUUUUCUUUCAGUAAAUAGCCGUACGCGAUGUUUGCUCCAUGGGUGCUUUUCUUUAUUCAUGCCUAUAAUCAUAUUUAAUGGUAUUUAUGUCACUGAUGGUACAGGUGUUAGAAAAACCAGGUACGUCAUCAUCUAACUGUGUUUUAAUAUACAUUGUUGAUGGUACUCUUACAGUUUUAUCCUACAUGCUAUUUCAGCUGUGUUUUUAUACCAGGUUUAUACCGCAUUUCAAAUACCUAAUUCUUCACGGGUAGACAAAUCUAAUAACCAGGGGUAGCUAAGGUGUCCUAGCUAGUAAUGCUAGCUAGUUAUAUGAGUUAUUUGAAUAUUUCCUCUAACCGAGUCAUUUGUAAGCCCAACAAAUGUAUCAUAAUCAAAUGCAAGGAAUUCAAGAAAAAAAUACAUGAAAAAAAAAAUGCAAGUUUGCAUAAUUUAAAUUUUUUUCUUUUUUACGAGAUGAAAUAACACCAAUCUCAGCCAAUCAACGUCGUCAUACAAUUGCGGUCAUUCGAGUUAUGGGGUCGCUAUUUAUUUCAAUAGUCCAUUUUAAAGAACAUAUUUUCCUGAGCUGCAUUAUUUGGAGAGGGUCUUUUGCUGUUUUGUUAUUAUUUGUAGCUUUGUGAGCUUUGCCUUCAAUAGAGUUUUGUGGGCGUCCCUAAAUCAACUGGCCCAUGUAUAUGCUUGGUACUAAAUUCCAAUGUCAGAACCCCUUUACACUUGGCCUAGUAAAGCUUUUCGAUAAGUACAAAGCUACAAUGUGUAACUGAGAUCACUGAUUUUCUUUCACUAAGUCCAACACAAUCCGACGUUUUUUUAAUUAGUCAUAUCAUUUCGGCCAAUGCAGGCGGUGGGAUUUAGUGAACUGUAGUUACAUCAUCGUGUCCUGGUCUACUGGUUUGUCUACCCUUGACGCACUGUGACGCAACAAACCGUACACACUGCCAACAAACCUUCACACUGUGACCCAUUUAUUUUAUUUUUCUUUUAUUCUUUUUUUUUACAUCUACUUUCCAUGUUUUUUUUUCUUUCCUUACAAAGUAUGUCAUUGUUUUCGGCUCUUUAACGCUCUCACACUACUCCAAGGAGCCACUGUUUUAGGUACUAUUUUUGAUACAGCAGAAACUCUUCAGGUUUCACGUUUAUACAUUUUUCAGGACCCUCGGCAACCACAACUACCUGCACAACAUCGCUGCUAGGUGACGCAAGGGCAUAUCGGCGCAAAAAAAGGCCAUCUGCAAUUUUCUCCUCAUACAAACGCACAAAAAAGUUAUUAGUAUCGUCUAAACCAACCCUGUAGCUUUUUUCAACAGCAGGCUGUAUCCUUCAUGAUUGAUUUACGCUUCCAGGUGUAAUUAGGCACCUAUAAGUUUACGCCGCACUACCGCCAGGUCCGUCGAUUUCCUGUAGGCUUUUAAAAUGCAUUUGGUACGAAGGUUCGCAAGAUUGCAGGAUGUACCUGUAGACCACAAAAUGCCCCACACCACUUUCCGUGGACACGCCCACCUCAAAAUUUUAAAAUGCGCAAGAACACCAGGAUUCCAAGGUGUUAGGAACCAGUUAGCAAGCUAAUGCUUAAUGUCACCUAAUGGUUACGGGAGCAUUUGUUGAGCACUACGUUUUAUAUAUAAAACUAUUUUUUAUAUAAAAUUAAGUCCAUUUAGAUACUUAGCAAUAGAACAAACGGUAUUUUCUGGAAAGCGCAUCUGGAAAGUUUUCACAGCGCUUCACUUUUUCCACAUUUUAUGUUACAGCAUUAUUCCAAAAUGGAUUAAAUUCAUUAUUUUCCCCGAAAUUCGACAAACUAUACGUCAUAAUGACAACGUGAAAGGAGUGUGUUUGAAACCGUUGCAAAUUUAUUACAAAUAAAAUCACAUGUACAUAAGUAUUUGCAGCCUUCGCUCGAUUCUUUGUUGAAGCAAGUCUUUUUGAGUUUGAUGCUGCAAACUUGGCACACCAAUUUUUGGGCAGGUUCUCCCAUUCUUCUUCGCAGUACCUCUUAAGCUCCAUCGAGUUGGAUGGGGAGCGUCGGUGCACAGCCAUUUUCAGAUCUCUACAGAGAGGUUCAAUCGGGUUCUCGUCUUUGCCUGGGCCACUGAAGGACAUUCACAGAGUCAUCCCGUAGACACUUUUUUUUGUUAUCUUUGCUGUGUGCUUUGGGUCCGUUGUCCUGUUGAAAGAUAAACCAUCGACCCAGUUUGAGGUCCAGACAGUCUGGAGCAGGUUUUCAUCAAGUAUGUAUCUGUACAUUGCUGCAUUCAUCCUUCUCUUGAUUCUGACCAGUCUCCCUGCAGCUGAAAAACAUCCCCACAGCAUGAUGCUGCCACCAUCAUGCUUCACUGUAGGGAUGGUAUUGGCCAGGUGAUAAAAAGUGCCUAGUUUCCUCCAGACAAUGAUGCUUGGCAAUUAAUGCCAAAGAGUUCAAUCUUUGUUUCUCAUGGUCCGAGAGCCCUUCAGGUGGGCUGUUAUGUGCCUUUUACUGAGUGGCUUCCGCCUGGCCACUCUACCAUACAGGCCUGAUUCUUGGAGCGCUGCAGAGAUGGUCCACAAAGAAAUGCUGGAGUUCUUUCAGAGAGACUAUCACAUUCUUGGUCACCUCCCUGACUAUUGUUUUCCAUUUACAGAAGAUUAAGGCCACUGGGUUUAUUUGGACCUUUAAUACUGCAGAAAUGUUUCUGUUCCCUUCCCCAGAUCUGCACCUCAAUACAAUCCUGCCUCGGAGGUCUACAUACAAUUUUUUGGACUUCAUGGCUUGAUUUGUGAUCUGACAUUAACUGUUAACUGUGGGAACUUCUAUAGACAGUUGUGUGUCUAAUUAACUGAAUGUACCACAAGUAGACUCCAAUCAAGUUGUAGAACCAUCUCAAGGAUAGUGGAAACAUGAUGCACCUAAACUCAAUUUUAAGUGUCAUAGCAAAGGCUGUGAAUACUUAUGUACGUGUGAUUAUUUUUUUUUUUUUUUUUUUUCUGUUUUUAAUUUUUAGUACAUUUGCCAAGAACAAACUUCGUUCACGUUGUCAUUAUGGGGUAACACAAACUGUGGAAAAAGUAAAGCGCUGUGAAUACUUUCUGGAUGCACUGUACUUUUUUUCCUCAUUGCAAUACCAGUCUGCGAUUUACAGUGCGUUGCUGUUAAACCUCGGAAGCCAGUACAUAUUCUUUCAUUUACGUUAAAGUUUUUAAUUUUGAGGGAAUUUCUUUUUUCUUACUUAUAUUUUUGCAUAAUAUUUUUUUUCCUGUGACAUGCUCUCAAUGUCUACAAGAAUUAAGAGAAAACAAAAAAAAAAUUCUCAAAGUGUCACACUUGCUGCUGAUCGGAGAAACAUUAAUACACCAAGAACAAAUGUAAAUUAUUGAGUCGAAUAUGUGCCACUUGUAAUUUGCGUAUUUAAUGUCUUUUUUUUCACCUUGUGCCUUGAUGUACAGUUGACAUGGGAUUUGGCGAUAUCUUCUGUUUCAAAUUCUUUGCGUAACGUAUAGUUUGUCUAUAUAUAUAUUUUUUUUUAAGGGUGGAGUUUCAAGUCUUGUAAAAAGAAAAAGAAAAGGUACUUACCUAACCAGUACUGAUAUAACCUGCUCUGGGAAACAUUCAUGUCUCUUCACAACCAAGUGAAAAGCUCAGCCGAACCGGUCUUCCACUGUAUAUAGUGUAUUGUAGAAAUAUAAAAAAAAAAAAAGAGUAACACAUGUUUGAUGAGUGGACCAUUGAGAGUGUGUGGUCUAAUAAAUGCUGAAAAAGCCAAAUGUUCUAAAUAUAUAUUUUUUUCUUGUUGUCUUGGGGUACUUUUUGUUCUUCUAAAGAAAUUAACAAAUGGGUUAAACAAGCGUUAAGGCGAGGCGUGUAUACCUUCCUUGUUAUACUUUUUUGAAAUUGUAUGUAAUAAAGUAGAACUUUGUCUCUUAA
Messenger RNA from Silurus meridionalis, 8614 nucleotides. It is a transcript of the gene irs1, whose product is annotated as insulin receptor substrate 1. The record is from RefSeq and is a predicted model, not a curated record. Gene Ontology annotation, cellular component: cytosol; plasma membrane. Gene Ontology annotation, molecular function: insulin receptor binding; phosphatidylinositol 3-kinase binding. Bases 725 to 3976 code for a protein of 1083 amino acids. Gene Ontology annotation, biological process: insulin receptor signaling pathway. Lineage: Eukaryota; Metazoa; Chordata; Actinopteri; Siluriformes; Siluridae. The transcript is spliced from 2 exons.